Molecule: messenger RNA, 6085 nt
Organism: Nerophis ophidion (straightnose pipefish)
Lineage: Eukaryota; Metazoa; Chordata; Actinopteri; Syngnathiformes; Syngnathidae
Gene: ciz1a
Product: cdkn1a interacting zinc finger protein 1a
Exons: 16
Coding region: 222-2345 (707 amino acids)
Cellular component (GO): nucleus
Molecular function (GO): zinc ion binding; nucleic acid binding
Source: RefSeq, a predicted model, not a curated record
AUGCGACCGCUAGAGAUCAGCCAAAUCCACGCACCCCUGAGCUGAGAGGCUAGUGUGGCUUUCUGUGCGAGUUGAGUCGCGCUGAUGGAAAUUCGCUCCUUUUAAUGAUUUUGGAAGGAUAAUAACCAACAACCAUCGCGUUUUCUCUACAUUUGGGAAGUGCCUCCACGGUCCGUCAGACGCAACCUUUUGGGAGGAAGAGCGGGGACUUCAACCUCGUAAUGUUUAACCCACACAUCCACCACCACCAUCACCACCAGCAGCAGCAGCAACAACAGUUCCAUCAACACCUGCGGCAGCUACAGCAACUUUUCCAGCAUCAGCAGCCUCCCCCUCCACCGCCUCCACCACCGCCUCCACCUCCGGCACAGCCGGCUCCAGCCCAUCAUGUCGGCCAUCACCACCACCAGACACAACGAGGCCUCCCCGUGCCUCCACAGGGAGGCCCCCCUCCCAGGAUGGUCAACCUGUGCCAGGCGACCCAGACUACCCUCAUAGGCCCCAAUCCCAUGAUGCAGGGUGCCUUAAUGAUGCAACAGAUGCAGAGUAACAUGCGGGGUUUUGGGAUGGUUGGACAGCAGUUUCGUCAGUUCUAUGCUGCGGCAAACAGGUCGUCCAUUCUGGGUCCGGUUCCGAUGGGCAUGACCAUGAAAUCCCCCAUCAGGGGUUACCCUGCUGCUCGGCCUUACCACUCUCACCCUCGCUACUACAAUAACUCUACCAGCACACCAGCCACCAGCGCAGCAUCCACCUCCUCUUCUACCACCACCAGCACGGAGGCUGUUGCUCGCCAGCAGGACAGGAAGAGGGACAGCGUGGAGAUGGCAGGCAACAGUGCGGAUGACGGUCCAGCAGCAAGCAAGGCUGAUGAGACGGAAAUGGGUGGUGCUGAGGGAUCGGUGGAAGGCUCUGCACAGAACUGUGAGCAACAGCUUGAGGAGCCUGCAGUGAAGAUGCAGAUAAUGGAGAUGGAAGGGUCAGAGGAGCCUCAAGAGCAGCAUGUCGGCACCACCAGUGCAGAUGGAGACGUUCUCUCUUUGGAGUACAACGCAGAAAGCAACCAGCCAGAAGACUGCAUCCUUCUAGAUGAAGGAGGCGAUGCUGAUGCUGAUGAGGGUCUGCAAGAGAGCAAUGCCGCUGAGGAGUACGGCUGCUCCAGUAUGCAGGGGGACUUUGCGGCGUCAUCAGACAAGCAGGAAGUGGAGGCGAGCGUUGCAGGUGGCGCCAAGUUCUACUGCUAUCUCUGCACCAUCACCUGCCACAGUCAGGAGAACUUCCGCAGACAUAUGAACAGCGUUUCGCACCAGCAGAGAAUGAUGGAGAUUCAGCACAUGAGCAACGCCUGCCUGGUCUCCCUGCUGCCACGACUGCACGAGACGCUACAAGGGGCCAGCAAAGACGGUGAGAAAAAAGCAGACACGCAGCGUUGGUGUGCCACCUGUCACGCCCACUACUCCACCACCAUCACUGACCAUCGACGCACAGAGGAGCACAAAUGUCUCUUCUUCUGUGUGCAGCUUGCAAAUAGAGCAGUUGUCUCAUCCUGCACUGUCUGCAAGAAACACUUCAGGACCUCAAAGCUAUUUGUGGCCCACUUACAGUCCCAGGAACACCGGCAGGGAUUAGAGAAGCUUCAGGAAAAGGAGGGCUCUGACGUUGCAUCCAAGCCAAUUGAUUUGGACGACUGUAUGCUGCUAGAGGACGACGAGGUGGAGGAAGUGGAGGAGGGGGAGGAGGAGGGCAGUGGGGAGACGCAGGACUAUGAGUCCCUCGAGAACCAGGAUGACUGGAGCUCGCAAAAAGAGGUGACCCUGAAGGAUAUGACCAAUGAUGAGCAGUAUGAUGCGGACACUGUUUAUGAGUCAAGUUCCUUCGUGCCAGUGGCCGGUUUCAUCUGCAGAAUUUGCAACAAGUUCUACCAUUUCGACUCCCCAGCUUUGCACACGCACUGCAAAUCUUUGAAGCACUUUGAGAACCUUAAGAGACAUAAAGAAAGGCUCGAGCAGACGUGUGAAGCUGAUGGAACCCUCGCUGACGAUGACAACCACCACAGGUCUCCAACAGAAACAACCGCAGACUACCUGGAGGAACACUCCCCCUCCAAUGAUGUAGACUUGGCAACGAACCUGAACAGUGCAGAGGACCAGGACACAGCAGAAGACCCUGGACCAACCUCACAGGACCUCACACAGCUCAACGAGGUCAACGAGGCCACUGAGGUCGACGAGGACACCAAUAAAGAGGAAGACGAGAAGCUGAACGCUACUGCUUUACCAGGGAAAAACAACAACAAAGGGUCGGCCAACACCAGACAACGUUCCAGGAGAACCGCCAAGCGACACUGAAGGACAAAUGGAGCAUCUGGAUGUGAUGUGUGGGUGUGUGAGAGAGAGGUGUUUCAUGGGUCCAGAAGGGGCCAGCCAGCUUCUUUGCAAUUUGAAUACAUACCGUGUCCAUUGCACAUAGGAGAUAACAAACAUCAGUUCCAGGCGUUUGGUUCUUGGCGGGUUGGACGCCACUGUUGUAGACGGUCAACUACUGUAUGAAGGGAACAUACCAAUACAAACUGAGCUUCUGUAAGUCAAAUCGGUCGACUCCAAUUUAGACGGUAGUCACUCGUUGAUUCAUCUCCUCAAGGUAAACUCCCAAGGUUUCAAAUCUUAAGCAAGUUUUUUUGUUCAUCGUUUAUAUUUUCACGUGGUUGCUGCUCGACAAAAAGCACCUAUCUUCAGAUGUCUAAAUCUUUUUUUAAUUUGUUUUAGAUAUUUGUCUAUUUUUCAAAAAUGAAUUAUGAAAAUGACAAAAAUCAACCAAUCGAGCUUUAUUGCAGACUCCAACGUCCAAGUAGACAUACAAUCACAUACAAUACAUGAAACAAACAAAAAAAAACAGUAUAAAAGGCAUUAUAACAUAUUAAAAACCGUGCUUGCGCAUGUUCAGUCAAAGGAAUCUAAUUAAUAAAAUAAAACAGCAAUACAUUUAAAAAAUACAUAUAUAUACUUUAAAAAUGCGUCUACACAUUUUAUAAAAGGCACAUAUACCAGUGUUUCCACAUAUUCCAUUGUAUAAAUCAGGGGUCGGGAACCUUUUUGGCUGAGAGAGCCAUGAAAGCCAAAUAUUUCAAAAUGUAUUUCCGUAAGAGCCAUAUAAUAUUUUUAACACUGAAUACAACUAAAUGCGUGCAUUUUUAAGGUGUAAUAAGUUGGGGCUGUAUAGCUCGGUUGGUAGAACGGCCGUGCCAGUAACUUGGGGGUUCGAUCCCCGCUUGCGCCAUCCUAGUCCCUGCCGUUGUGUCCUUGGGCAAGACACUUUACCCACUUCCUCCCACACUGGUUUAAAUGUAAAAAUUAGAUAUUGGGUUUCACUAUGUAAAGCGCUUUGAGUCAGUAGAGAAAAAGCGCUAUAUACUUCACUUCUUAUUCUUUUUAAUAACAUUGUUAUUCUAAAGCUAACCAAUAAUAAAUAUAAUACUUCUUACCAUUAACGCAACUUCUUGAACAGGUGCAAUGGUUGGAUUAAAAUGCAUGAGAAUGUUUAAUAAUUUGAACAUUAUUUUUAACACUUUGAUUACCAGCAGAAUUAUUCAUUACUUAUCGUGUUAAGCAAUGUCAGCUAAGAUUUAUCUGAGAGCCAGAUGCAGUCAUCAAAAGAGCCACAUCUGGCUCUAGAGCCAUAGGUUCCCUACCCCUGGUAUAAAUCAUAUAUGUACAAUUUUUUUUUUUUUUUAUGUUUUUAUCAGAACUUCAAAAAGGUUUGUGUAUGUAUAUAUAUGUAUGUAUUUAUAUAGUUAUAUAUAUAUACAUAUAUGUAUAUGUAUACAAUUUGAAUAUGAAGAUAUAUACUUUUUUAUUGAUUUUCUUGUUCCGCAUUUCCAAAAUUCCAAAUUACUUUUUAACUCAAGAUUAAAUGAAAAUUGUUUUGUUUGUUUUUAACUUAUAAACUUUGGAGAUAUGUGCUUUUUGUACUUUAUUUUCUUAAGCGAUGGCUGUCAAACAAAAAGCAUGUAUCUCCGUGGUCCGCGUAUCGUAUCUAUUUUGAAUGCAAGUCAAAAACCAAACAUUGUUUGGGCCGUUUUUAUUUUUUUAAUUUCUGAAACAAAAGUUGGACAACUAUUUAAUGACACUUUUUUUUAAACGACAAUAGGACUCCUGCUGAACAAAGAUCUUACCGUUAUACUAAAAACAUGCUGAACGCGAAGGAAAAGUUAAAAUACCGCUUCCGGUUCAAUUUGUCAUCACACAAACAAACACGCAUUUUUGCAUGUUGGAUGAACACAAAUUGGAUUUUUGUGUUUAUCUGGAAAAAUUUAAAUUCAUAAAAGGAAAAUGGCACAAAAUUCAAUUUUGUGGCAAUAUUUUAAUGAAAAUCAACCCUUUUUGGUUUUAUAAUCUGCCAUAUAUAUAUUAAAAAUCGUAAAAUGGCCUCAAUUUAGUUUUUUUGAUUUGUGUUUCACAAUUGGAAAUGGGAUGAACGGAAGGUAGACGGACCCUCCAUAUUUUUGAUGCGCAUAUUGUACCGUUACCCAAAAUACUAAUUGUUUGUUCAUAGAAUCCGUUAGAAAAAUGACAUUUGGAGAUACCUGCUUUGUGUUGUUGCCGUUUAUCUCCAGUUAGUUAAUUAGCAACACACAUGACUUAAGAAUAUUACGGUUGGAUUUUGAUUAAACUUUCAGGAAACAUCCAAAUUUGGAUAAGUGAAUACAUUUUGGAGGUGAGACGGAGCAUUUCGACUACCUUACCUUACGUUUACAUGACGAGUCAGGACUUCUGUGUGUUUGUGUAUGUUAAUGGUCCCGCCUCCACCCACAGGGACAAAGAGAGUGGGCGUCUUACAAGAGGGUUUGCUCCAUUUAUUUAAUUCUGAUAGAACAAACACAGCUAAAAAAAAGUUAUGGCAGAAUUAAAUUAAACUGUCCAAAAAAAUAUCCAAAACCGGAUAAGUGUUUGGAUUUUAAGGGUGAUCCAGGUCACCGUCUGGAUUCAGGAUUUUUUUUUUUUUUUAACUAUUGCGAGAUAGGGCCUAGCCUAGUUUUUUAUGUGACAAAAAUGAUGAAUCCUCAAAUGUCUGUUUUUUUUCUUAAUUCUUAUUUAAAAUACAAAUGAAGGUCGCUUGAUUAUAUUAUUUUUAAAUGACACAAUUUGGAGAUUCAUGCUUUUUUUUUGUCAUGUGUUGGCUGUCCAACCCAAUGUUUCUCCAAAUUGUAUGUUUUUUAAAAUCAAAAAUGUUUUUAGCUUAAAAAAAACAAAAAAAAACCGACUACAUUACAUUUGUGAACAUGAGGAAAGCCCAUGUGUUGCAAUGGGCAGAGACCCUUGUAAACAAACCCAUGCUGCUGUAAGUGUCCAUUAUGACAUGUACGUGGAGACCAAGUUAACACAAGUAGUUUCUUUUAGGUGUUAUCACAAGUCAAAUUGUGACUCUGGCGUGAGCUCCACUGAGUAUUUGUGUGUGGCUCAGGAGAUUUAGGGCAUUUUUUUUUGAAAGGGGGCAGGAUUAUGUUUAGCUUCUUCACAUCUCCUCUCUGCACUUGGAGAAGAAAAAAAACGAAAAAAAACACACUCAUAAACGUACACUUGAUUGUUGAUCAUGGUUCCUUUUAAAAGCUUGUCGGACUGCUGUUAAAAAGUUGCGUUUGUCGGGUCUAACCUUGUGUUUGAUCAUUGAAUUGUCACUUUUUUUUUUUUGUAGAUGUGAUAUUUGAUGGGGAAAAACAUUUUUUCUCUUUACUGCAGAAUGUUAGCUUAUUUUGCAUUGUAGAAGUGACUAGCUUUUCUUGCAUUGUAGAAGUGAAUGCAUUUCACCCUUGUAUUGGUUACCUAGAACCCCAAAAGACUUGCUCAUGUGUAGCAAAGCUCGUCAUGGUUAGCACAUUCUCUUUUUCUUUACAUCGGUGUCGGUAGAGAUUUCUAAACUGUACAUUAUAGCGCUAAAUUUUUCGAUUGUAGUGUUUGGAUUUUUUUUUAACUACUGACAAAACUGAAAGCAAGACACAUGUUUUCUAAAAGGCUGGAAAUUUAAUGUAUUUUUGGAUGUUAGAUUUCAGUUUUCCUGGAGCAUUUAAUUAUUAUUAAAAUGUCUGACAAUU